AGAUCCAGGUAGGGCUGAGGCUGGGGGUCUGAGAUCCAGGCAGGGCUGACUCUGGGGGUCUGAGAUCCAGGCAGGGCCGAGUCUGGGAGGCUGAGAUCAAGGUAGGGCUGAGUCUGGGGGUCUGAAAUCCAGGCAGGACUGAGUCUGGGGGUCUGAGAUCCAGGCAGGGCUGAGGCUGGGGGUCUGAGAUCCAGGCAGGGCUGAGUCUGAGAAGCUGAGAUCCAGGCUUUACCUCCUUAAAAACCCCGCGUGCAAAUACACUGACAUUCUGAGUUCCUGGGGGUAAGGGUUUGAAUGUGUGAGGUUGGGGUUGGGGGCGGGGGGGGGGGGCACACAAUUCAGCUCAUAAUGGGAAAAAACUCAGAAAACGGACCAUAGUCCAGCGGCUUCCUUGGCAUUAACGAGCGUCAUUCGGAUCGGGACUGUGCGUUCGAUCAUUACCGAGAACGGCUGUUUACAGAGUAAAACCAAACGGUCUAAAAUGUAUCCAGAGGAAACCACACGGCAACGUGUCCCCCGUCCUCACCACCAACUCAGCCUCCGCACGUCGGGCCCUGACUACGUUCCGGCAAAGCUUUUUUUUGUUUGUUUUUUAAUAAAUACCCUUUUUUUUUUUUUAAUGUAGACUUGAAAAAAAAAAAUCUGUGAAAUCCCCGGCACGGAGGGACGGCGCCCUGCCCCCGCCCGGCCCCGGAGCCCGCUGCGAAAAAGAGGAACCUUUCACAACCUUUGUGUGUUUAAUUAAAUCUGCAGAUGACGGCUUGCCGUUAUGGGCAGGCGGCUGGGUCCCCUGGGGGGCCGGGGACCGUGUCGACUUUGCUGGGGGGCGGGUGUCGCGGACGGACCGCCACGGGGUCCUUUCUCUGAAGGGACCGCCGCCCGUGCACCAGUGUAAGGGUCCCCACCGCACGCCGGUCAGAGCAGCUCCGCGGGGACAGCUCGCCCAGGACCGUCGCUACCCGCGCGAGCGCGGGAGCAGCCGCGCCAGGAUGGAUAUGAACAUGACCCGGCCGGACAACGCCACCAUCGUGAUGCUGCGCGACCCGACCAUCGCGGUGGUCCUGCCCGUCGUGUACUCGCUGGUGGCGCUGGUCAGCAUCCCGGGCAACCUCUUCUCCCUGUGGGUCCUGUGCUGCCACAUCGGGCCCAAGUCCCCGUCGGUCAUCUUCAUGAUCAACCUGAGCGUCACGGACCUGAUGCUGGCCAGCGUGCUCCCUUUCCAGAUCUACUACCACUGCAACGGGAACCACUGGGUGUUCGGGGAGGUGCUGUGCAACGUGGUCACCGUGGCCUUCUACGCCAACAUGUACUCGUCCAUCCUCACCAUGACGUGCAUCAGCGUGGAGCGCUUUCUGGGCGUCGUGUACCCGCUGGCCUCCGCGCGCUGGCGCCGGCGCCGCUACGCCGUGGCCGCCUGCGCCUGCGUCUGGCUGCUGCUGCUGGCCGCGCUGUCCCCGCUGGCGCGCACCGACCUCACCUACACCGUGGAGGCGCUGGGCAUCGUCACCUGCUUCGACGUGCUCAAGUCCACCAUGCUGCCCAGCGUGGCCAUGUGGGCCAUCUUCCUCUUCACGCUCUUCAUCGUGCUGUUCUUCAUUCCCUUCGUGGUCACCGUGGCCUGCUACACGGCCACCAUCCUGACGCUGCUGCGCGCCUCCGACCCGCACGGCCGCGGCCAGCGGCGCCGCGCCGUGAGCCUGGCCGUCGUGGUGCUGCUGGCCUUCGUCACCUGCUUCGCACCCAACAACUUCGUGCUGCUGGUGCACAUGGUCAGCCGCCUGUUCCUGGGCGGCAGCUACUACCACGUGUACAAGCUCACGCUCUGCCUCAGCUGCGUGAACAACUGCCUGGACCCCUUCGUGUACUACUUUGCGUCCCGCGAGUUCCAGCUGCGGCUGCGGCGCUAUCUGGGCUACGGGCGGCUGCAGGCCUGCGGCCGGGACGCGCGCAGGGAUACCCUCUUCUCUGCCCGGACGCUGUCGGCGCGCUCCAUGUCCAGCGGCCACGGCGAGGGGCUGGACGGCCCCAGCCGGCCCUGCCUCCAGAGGCAGGAGAGCGUGUUCUGAGCCCCGCACCGCCAGAGUGGGGGCGGGGGGACGGCUGGGGACGGAGGGGUCGGCCCUUCCCCGCCGGCCUUCCUGCUGCUCCUACUGCCACAUCAGCCACGGUGCACUCAGAGAGGGUCCCCAGAUGGGCCUGCUGCUCCUAGGACGCAUCCGCCCGGUGCGCACAGAGAGGGUCCCCAGAUGGGCCUGCUGCUCCUAGGACGCAUCCGCCCGGUGCGCACAGAGAGGGUCCCCAGAUGGGCCUGCUGCUCCUAGGACGCAUCCGCCCGGUGCGCACAGAGAGGGUCCCCAAGUGGGCUUGAGUCUGGUGUCCCAACACGGCCGCAGAGCAACAAGACGGAACCCCCCGCGGUGUAACAGGACAGGACACAGCGGGCCAGGCCGACUGGCCCUGCUCCCUGAGGAUGACGACCCAACCUGACCGAACAUCCAGCCAGCCCAGCUGAGACCCCAUCGACCCCCUACAUCCGCCUGCCUUGUUCUCUGUGCCUCCUGCUCGGGACGCUGGGGACACAUGUUGCUCCCCAGCCUAGCAGCGCCUGGACUUGCUGUUCCUACCAGCCUCGGUCACUGUCUGUGCUGGGAUGUACCCCGACCAGAACAGAUGGGCCCCUCUGGCCUCUGUUUUCCCAGACCUCACAGGCUCCCCUGCACCCCAUGUCACCCGGUCCCCACAGGAGCAACCGUUGCAAGGCUUCCAAAGCGUUUGGUCACUCUGGUUCCUCCAGCUGCACAAUCUACAAAAAUGUCACGAGUCACAAGGUCCAGACGGGAAGGACAUCCGUCCCGAAGGUGUAGGUCAGGCCCCCCACGCGGGUGGAGGGUCUCCGGGCCCAUGAGACGCCGCUGAGGCUGAGCACUGUGAAAGACGAUGGCUGUCCGCACCUUCUGCCGGGCUCCUGGACAUGGUUCCGGGUCCAGCUGGCCCCGAGGUGCCCUCUGGCUCGUUCUCGGCCUCCUGCUCCCAGCCGAGAGCCCCUGAGUCACAAGCAAGGCCUCCCGGCAUGUGAGGUGGGCUUGCGCACCUAUCCUGACCCAUGGGACCCUCUGGGACCUGGACACCCCGCAAGACCAUGGACCACAGAAGCCUGGGGAAGGAUCAGCACCCGAGGCCCCUUUGUGCCUGUCGGCCGCCUCUGCAUAUGGGCGGGGGCAUCCUUGUCUCUUCCUGAGCCCAGGGCACAUCUGAGCCAGCCCUGACUCAUGUGCUGCUUCGGGAAGACAAGGAACCCCAUCCCCGGGAGGUCUGGGGUGCCAAAACAGUGGGUUUUCAGGAGCCCGAGAUUUGCUGGAAACAGCAAAGUUGGAUACUUUAUUCAGCAAAAAUGGCAUGCACGGCCCGGACUCCGGGACCUCUGGGGAGGAGCAGCUGCAUAGCAGACAGCGUCCCCACGACAGGUUCCAAGUACAGGUGGAGAGUGAUAGCUGCCGUCCAGGGGCCCCUGUGGGGAGAGGGAGCCUGGUCCUGGUGUCAUUGCUUAGGAAGGAAAACAGACACAGCUGUCCUCGAGCGAACAGUGACCCCAAGCCCGUGUCCACCCAGGACCUCAGAAUGUGACUUGCUGGGUCAGGGUGACCCUCAAUCCAAUGACAUGUGUCCUUGUAAGAGACAGAAGAGGAGACAGAUGCAGAGGAGAAGGCACGUGAGGACGGAGGCAGAGAUGGGAGAGACGUGACCACCAGCCCAGGGACGCCGGGAGCCCCAGAAGCUGCAAGAAGCAAGAAGGACCCUGCCCCGGAGCCUCAGGAGGGAGCCCAGCCCUGCCCCGCCUGGAUCUCAGCAGCCCUGCCCCGCCUGGAUCUCAGACUGGUCUCCAGAGCUGGGAGGGAAUGAAUCCUGGUGGUUUUAAGUCUCCGGUAUGGGGUGGCCUCCCCAGGACGCAGCAUCUGGGCCACUCUGAAAUUGCAACUUGGAUCAUGGGACCCAAUCUCUUAGCAUGCAGGGCUCUCAGGACCCCUGCAGGGUCUGCCCUCGUGACACCAUGGAGCUGCCCCGAGAGUCCCCAACACACGGCCCCAGAGAUUUCCAACACCGCCAAUGCCUUUCUGCACACCGUCUCCAGAUUUUUAGUUCCGGAAGGGGCCUCCCAGGCGGACGGGGCGGGUGCUGCCAUCUCCGGGGUCCCAAAGCUAGAGGCUCCCCAAGGCGGUUUGCAGAGAGAAGGCCUGAGUCCCAGCGGGCACUCCCCACCCACGGGCUCCUCAGUCCUCCAGACCACGUGGCCGAGAGGUGACUUCUCUCCUCUUCCGCGUACACGUGUGGAAUCUGAAAACAACGCUGAGGGCCACCCUUCACAGGGACGCCUGCCCCGGGAGUAACUCCUCGGUUCCAGCUGCCCGUUAUGUGCCGCGCACCCCAGAGGUUAGUGUAUACCGUGGGGACCCCAACACCAGCCUCUGGAGGCGCCAGUCCCCCUCCCUGGGCGUGGUCUCAGAAUGAAACCCAGUUUCGUAGGUUUGCCUCGUGCCGUGCUUGUCUGGGGUGUGCAGAGGCACGUGCAGGGGGCAAGCAGGUGAGUGCAUGCUACGCUCGCCCUUGGGUACAGAGAGUCAGCCUUCGGGGUCCCCUCGACACUCUGGGAUUACACGUAGUCAUUGCCCACCGCCUUGCAGCAGGAACGUCCCCACAGGGGACAGCACCUGAGCACAUGAGUGCUGAAUGCCCAGGUGCGUGCAUGGAACUCAAAGUCACCACAGGAACCUUCCGAGACACCGCUUGAGACUCACCUGGAGAAGGACUUACCUGAGGGCACACAGGUGGCUCCCAAAAGGCUGGCCCGAGGGACCCAGACUCCGCAGGGCAAGAGCCCCGACCCGCCGCUCUUCUCGACUCUCCCAAACCCAAACCCUAGAAAGCAACGUCGAGGCAGCGGCCGCGUCCAGAGUCGGAAAUCCUGAGCCAGCAAGACGCCCCCAACCACGCUCUGGGCGUGGGCCUCGGUGCGUCUGGUGCACAAAAGCUGUGAAAACCUCAAACCAGCCGCACAGAACACGCCGGCGGCCCGUGAGAAGCCGCACACCCCGAUUCUGGAGGAAGUCUGUCUACGUGACCUGCUCCUCCGCGGGAUGUCAGGCCUCUGGAGCCCUCGGGGGACCGAGGGGACUGUCAGCGGGGUCAGUGCCCAGCCAGCGGGCAGAUCUCAGCGUGGGGUGUUAGCGGGAAGGUGGGAGUUGCGAUCACACCGGGUCCUUCUUGUUGCUGCGAAUCCCAGUGCACGGGUCCCUGCUUCAUGCCACCGUGUCUGUCCUAUCGUCUGAAAUCCCAGGGCUGGCCUUGCUUCUAGUUCCACACGCAAAUAAUGUUGUGUGCUCUGUGCAUGUGUGUGCGUGUGCAUGUGCGUGCGCGUGUGGGUUCCCCAGAAACCUGACCUGUUCUCCUGUUGGGCAGCCAAUAAAAGUAGACACGUGCAUGGGUGCAUCCAGGUGUGAACUUUUUAAAAAGCUGUGGCACCGGGAUCCAGCCGCUGAUUGCAUGCGGAGAGCCAGAGGCAGCCUGAGACAUAGGACCCUGGACGCCAACCCCGAGUUUUCCCCCACGCAGAAGGGGAACUGCAUGUCUCGUUCUGGCCUCCGAGACCCCGGCUUUCCAAAGACACGUACCAUCUCCCUUUGAAGCACACGCUGAAGCCAGGCGCUGGGGUCUGCAACGGCCAGACUCUCCACAGAGCGUGGAUUCGGGUUCCUGGGAGGCUCACGGCACGCAUCGGGGCAGCACGCCACGGACGGGACGUACGGUGGAAUCAGGGAUUUGUUGCCUGAGAUGAUGGAGCUUUUGAAAAGAAAUGCUUUUUUUGUAAGACG
Molecule: messenger RNA, 5867 nt
Organism: Mustela erminea (ermine)
Lineage: Eukaryota; Metazoa; Chordata; Mammalia; Carnivora; Mustelidae
Gene: P2RY8
Product: P2Y receptor family member 8
Exons: 2
Coding region: 990-2066 (358 amino acids)
Biological process (GO): phospholipase C-activating G protein-coupled receptor signaling pathway; positive regulation of Rho protein signal transduction; thrombin-activated receptor signaling pathway
Cellular component (GO): membrane
Molecular function (GO): thrombin-activated receptor activity; G protein-coupled purinergic nucleotide receptor activity
Source: RefSeq, a predicted model, not a curated record